CUGUUACUGGAUCUAGACCUGAACAUCUGCAGCCACCCCAGAUCUUUUACUUAGUUAAAUCCAGGUGCAACUUUUUUUGGCCAGACAGAGUAUAUCCAGCAUUUCAACCUUAAUCUUUUAGGUUGGUCUCAGUGACUUAGAUCAGUGUAAAUCAGUCACUAGAGGGCGCUAAAGCUCCGUGUUUGGCUCUAAACCGAACACAACACUGUUAGCUAGGUUAGCUUAAGUACGUUCCGUUAACUCCCGGUCUCCUGGUUCGCGGGCUUUUUCUCACAGUUCAGUUUUGGAGACAGCUUCAGUAUGAACGCGCAGCUGCUCAGAAGCAGCACGGAAGAGGUGACGGUUGGUUGUAGCUCAGAUACCGGCACAAGCACCUCCACACCCCCUGUCCCCCGCUUUACCCGGGCUCCACUCCGGCGGCUGCAGGACUCCGGCCCCACGCCCUCACCUCUCUCCACCUCAUACGGCUCUGAUGGCGCCAGCACCGCUUCAUGCUCUGGGUCAACGCCCGCCGCGCGUCCUGCUCCCGCUACUACUACUGCUGCUGCUGCCGCCGCCAGAGUAACGUUACCGGUCUCACACCAAACACCGGCUGCGGCAGGUGUGAGAAGAUUAAGCUCCUCUGGUUCCCCAUGGCCAAUAAGUGGUGCCCACAGCUCCAGCAGUCUGACUGUGAGGACUCCUGGAUCAGCAGGGUGCACAAAUGCUGGACGACUACCUCAGAGGGAUCUUAGCAUGACAACAUCUUCAUCUGCCACUUUGUCUCAUUCCUCCUCUGUGAUUGUGGCUGUGGUGGAGGGCAGAGGUUUAGCCCGAGGAGAGAUUGGCCUGUCCAGCAUCAACAUGAAAUCCCCUGAGCUGGUUCUCUCUCAGUUUGCAGACACUGGGACAUAUGCAAAGGUUAUUACCAAACUCCAUAUAUUGAUGCCACUUGAGAUUCUAAUGCCCGACACUGCUAGUGAGAAAGGCCAGGGGACCAAGCUGUUCAAUCUCAUCACAGAAAAUGUUCCGUCGGUAUCUUUCACUGCCAUUCAGAGGAAGUACUUUAACGAGAGGAAAGGGCUAGAGUACAUCCAGCAGCUUUGUGCCCCUGAGUUCAGCACUGUUCUUAUGGAAGUACAAACCAAGUACUACUGCCUUGCAUCUGCAGCUGCCCUUCUUAAGUACGUUGAAUUUAUUCAGAACUCUGUCUAUGCACCCAAGUCUCUUAAAGUGAGCUUCACUGGCAGUGAGCAGACUACUAUGAUUGACUCUGUCUCAGCCAAGAACCUGGAGCUAGUGAUUAACAACAGGGACCAAAGGAGCGAUCACACUCUGUUUGGUGUCUUGAACCACACCAAAACCCCUGGAGGUGGUAGAAGGCUUCGCUCCAACAUUCUGGAACCUUUGCUAGAUGUUGACACCAUUAAUACGCGCCUUGACGCCAUACAGGAACUGUUGCAAAACGAGGAACUGUUUUUUGGUCUGAAGAGUGCAAUUACACACUUCUUGGAUGUAGAUCAACUACUUUCUUCUCUUGUUCAAGUCCCCAAGCAAGAGACGGUGGCAGUGGCUGAGGCAAAGAUAUUGCAAGUCAUUCAACUGAAGCAUACUCUAGAACUGAUUGCUCCACUGACGGAGGUGUUAAAGAACGCAAAAACAGCGUUGCUGAAAGCAUAUCACACUUCACUGGAAGAUGGCAGGUUCAAGAGCAUAUUGGAUGAGAUCAAAACAGUAAUCAAUGAUGACACCACCUCCCUGAAAGGCAGUCUGAACAUGCGCACUCAGAAGUGCUAUGCUGUGCGCCCUAAUGUCAAUGAAUUCCUAGACAUCGCACGGCGAGCCUACACUGAGGUAGUGGACGACAUUGCAGGAUUGGUAGAUCAGCUGGGAGAGAAGUAUGGCCUGCCCCUGCGCACCAUUUUUAGUACUGCUCGUGGCUUCUUUAUCCAGCUAAGCUUGGAGGGUGUGGUCUUGCCUGAAGGACAUCUUCCCGAAGAGUUCAUUAAAGUAACCAGACAGAAAAACAACUACAGCUUCACCACUUUAGACCUGAUGAAGAUGAAUUCUCGCUGUGAGGAGGCCCUGAAGGAGAUAUUUCACAUGUCUUAUAUGGUGAUUUGCCGCCUACUAAAUGGUGUUUACGAGCAGAUACACUGCUUGUAUAAGCUGUCUGAUGCUGUGUCCAUGCUGGAUAUGUUGCUCUCCCUGGCUAAUGCUUGCACACUCUCGGACUAUGUGCGCCCUGAGUUCACUGACACACUGGCGAUAAAGCAAGGCUGCCAUCCUACCCUGGAACGGAUUACUGGCAAGCAGCCCAUCUCUAACAACAGCUACAUAUCUGAAGGAAGCAACUUUGUUAUUGUCACAGGCCCCAACAUGAGCGGAAAGUCCACGUACCUUAGACAAGUUGCCCUUUGCCAAAUCAUGGCUCAGAUAGGGUCAUUUGUACCUGCUGAAUAUGCCUCCUUUCGUGUUGCUGAUCAGAUAUUCACCCGAAUUGGAGUAGAUGAUGAUUUUGAGACAAACUCAUCAACAUUUAUGGUUGAGAUGAAAGAGGUGUCAUACAUAACGCACACUGCAAGUGAACGGUCACUCAUCAUUAUUGAUGAGCUGGGCCGUGGCACUAGUGCUGAGGAGGGCAUUGGUAUCUGCCAUGCAGUCUGUGAAUUCCUAAUCAAUUUGAAGGCUUUCACUCUGUUUGCUACCCACUACUUGGAACUGUGUCAGUUGGAGACUCUGUAUCCUAAUGUGGAGAACCAGCACAUGCAGGUUCAGCACAUUCGCAGGGAAGACAACAGCACAGAGAGCGUGGUCUAUACCUAUCUGCUGACUCGGGGCUUUUCUGAGGAACGCAAUUAUGGGAUACGAGCAGCAGAGAUGACUUCCAUGCCACCAUCCAUCAUCCAGGAGGCAAAGUCUAUUGCAGCCAAAGUCAGCCAAAAGUUAUGGGGAAAGCAUCAUAGUGACCCAUCCACACAGCGACAGAGAGCAGACUAUCAUCUUGCCAUGAGAUGUGUGCAGACUGCCCGAAACUCCAGGCUGGAUUCUGACAGCCUGUGCCUUUACCUGAAGGGUCUGAAGAGACAGUAUGAGGCAGAGUUAAAAAGCAUCCUAGAGGGCCAUGAACAUGGAGUGAAUCCUGCCUGAUUUAUUAGAGAUACAGGACUGCAAAAUCCCUAGUAACAAGGAUUUUGCAAGAAGGAUGACCAAUACGGCAAACAGUAACUAAAGAAGUAACAAUUAAUUUAUUUAUUGUUAAUGUAUAUGUAAGUAUAGACUAAUGUUCUCUUGUGGUUUAAAGACAGAUAACAUUGGGUUUAUGGGUUUAUAUUACACAGUUAAGCAGUUAAUUUUUAUGUAUGUUUAUAGCACAGAGGGUCAGUUUUUAAACAUUGCCUUCAAUUAAAAAAACUUUAAACCGCUGUCAUUCUACAAGAUUCAUUUUUAAAGUUCUGGAAGCGUCAAUAAUUGUCAUUUUCAGUCUCAAGUAACCUGUAUAUUAUUAAGGUGUUUAGUCAUAUUUUAUAAACUAUGUCGUUCAGGAAUACUG
Messenger RNA from Astyanax mexicanus (Mexican tetra), 3532 nucleotides. RefSeq names its product mutS homolog 4 (gene msh4). Gene Ontology annotation, molecular function: mismatched DNA binding; ATP binding; ATP-dependent DNA damage sensor activity. Gene Ontology annotation, biological process: mismatch repair; reciprocal meiotic recombination. Gene Ontology annotation, cellular component: nucleus. Lineage: Eukaryota; Metazoa; Chordata; Actinopteri; Characiformes; Acestrorhamphidae. The transcript has 21 exons. The coding region runs from base 301 to 3129 and encodes 942 amino acids. The record is from RefSeq and is a predicted model, not a curated record.